AUGCUGUCCCUCAGUGACGGCAAACGAGCUCCGGUGUGGGCCGCGCUCGCAGUGCUGGCAGCAGCCUUGGCUACUUUGGCCCUGCGGGGGAGGCAGACUACCGGAGCAGCGGCAAGCGCACUGUGCAGCGAGGAUUUACAACUGCUCCUGGCAGUCCUCAAAGAAUUGGCACGGAGGUUUUUCUUGGUCUGCCAAGAUGUUGCUGCCAUCUCGAAGAGCGUUCGCGCUAAGAUGGCGGCUGGUCAGGUUCAGAUUGCCGAGGACACGCUGCAGGAGCAGUUGACCAAGCAGUGCGAGGUCUUCGAAAAGUUGCAGCAGUUGCAGGCUGAGGUCGCCAAGCAGUAUGGCCUCUCCGAGGAUCGGCUUGAGCAGCUGCAGAGAGCUGCAGAACAGGAUCCAGAAGUUCAAUCCUACGCAACAGGCUUCAAGGCCAUGUUGGAGGAUGCUUUGCAGGGGCAGAGCCCGAUCCUGCCCAAUGUCAAAAUACCAGAGGCGCUGACAAAGAAGAAAGCGCUACAGAUUCACGAGGAAGCCCAAGACGCUGAGCAAGAGGAGGCACUUCGCCUGGUCCAAGGCUCCACAGUCUCCCUGCGGAAGCUCGGCGAGUUUUUGGCCGUGGCGCACAAGAACGCAUGGGAGCGCAUCUUCAAGGCGCACGCAAGCAUCCUCGGGGAACAUGGUGCAGAGGUGUACUACAGUGUAGCUGCGAUCUACACCAGAGAGCAGGAUUUCGCUGACGACAAGACCAGGCUGGAGGAAGCCCAUCAGCAGCGGAUGAUCAAGCUCUUCCAGCCAGAUGGCAACGGCAAUGUGACGGUGAAUCGCUGA
Molecule: messenger RNA, 828 nt
Organism: Symbiodinium pilosum
Lineage: Eukaryota; Dinophyceae; Suessiales; Symbiodiniaceae
Source: the annotation of a GenBank genome assembly